Messenger RNA from Fragaria vesca subsp. vesca, 2201 nucleotides. Its product is annotated as acyltransferase-like protein At1g54570, chloroplastic-like. The transcript is spliced from 14 exons. The coding region runs from base 42 to 2027 and encodes 661 amino acids. Gene Ontology annotation, cellular component: membrane. The record is from RefSeq and is a predicted model, not a curated record. NCBI's taxonomy places the organism in Eukaryota, Viridiplantae, Streptophyta, Magnoliopsida, Rosales, Rosaceae.
AAAGCGAAGCCAGACAAGGAAAGUGUUCGAACUCUACUUCCAUGGCCUCCAGCACCUUUCAUCUCUUCCCCUGCGGCGUUUCAUCCCCUCUCCGAUGUAAUUUGACGCCGUGUUUCUCCAUUAAUCCAUCUAGAAAGACUAGAAGGUUAGCUUUCUCCACAAGCCACACCAUGUCUGGUAUAACCAGAGAGAACCAGAGCCAACCUUUGGCAGAAGAGCGUGUGAGCUUAAAGCAUUUUUUUGAGCAAGCCAAGGAUCUUGUCACAUCCGACAGCGGACCACCUCACUGGUUCACACCUUUAGACUGCGGUCACCCCUUACACGACUCCCCUCUGCUUCUCUUUUUGCCCGGAAUUGAUGGCACUGGACUUGGGCUUAUAAUGCAUCAUCAGAAACUAGGAAAGAUUUUUGAGGUCUUGUGCUUGCAUAUUCCUCCCAAGGAUCGAACACCAUUUACAGACUUGGUGAACCUGGUUGAGAGAAGAGUUCGGUCAGAGCAUCAUCGCUCACCUAAUAGACCAAUAUAUCUUGUUGGAGAAUCUCUUGGAGCAUGCCUUGCACUAUCUGUGGCAUCCCUUAACCCUGAUAUCGACCUUGUUCUACUCUUAGCAAAUCCUGCAACGUCCUUCACCAAGUCACCACUUCAGUCCAUAUUGCCUUUGUUGCAGAUCAUGUCUGACUUAUUACCCAGUCUUAGACUUCCUCUUGAACUGAGUUCAAUGGCAGGUGUAAUGAUGGCUGAUUUAGAGAAGGGAGUUGGAAGUCUAUCGUGGGAUUUCGUUGCACAAUCAAUAUCUUACCUCUCUGUUUUUGCUGAUAUCUUGCCCCUAGAAACACUUCCGUGGAAACUACAAUUGAUUAAUUCAGCUUCAUCGUAUGCCAAUUCACGCCUCCAUGCUGUUAAAGCUCAAACCCUGAUACUUUCCAGUGGAAAGGAUCCAUUGCUACCUAGUCAAGAGGAAGGUCCAAGACUCCGACAGCUGCUUGCAAAUUGUGAGACCCGUGUAUUUGAAGACUGCAGCCAUUUCCUUUUCUUGGAAGAUACUUUCGAUUUGGUAACUGUCAUCAAGCAGAUUGGUAUCUAUCGUCGUUCAAUAGAACGAGAUUUUGUUUUAGACUACAUACCACCAUCACCUUCCGAAUUAAAAAGUUUCCAGGACAAAUACAGUUGGAUUAACAUCAUGAGCUCGGUGAUACUCUCAACUUUAGCAGAUGGGAAGUCAGUGAGGGGCUUUGCUGGGAUUCCUUCAGAGGGUCCUGUAUUGUAUGUCGGAAAUCACAUGUUACUGGGAUUUGAUAUUGUUCCAUUGAUGACACAGUUUUCGGAAAAUGACAUCAUUCUGAAAGGAAUAGCACAUCCAAUGAUGUUAAUGAAACAAGGAAAGUUUGAGCAACCAUUUUCCGAUGAUAUGAGACUUAUGGGUGCUGUUCCUGUCUCAGGAAAGUACUUUUUCAGGCUACUCUCUACAAAGUCUCAUAUCCUACUCUAUCCUGGUGGAGUGCGCGAGGCUCUUCACAGGAAGGGGGAAGCAUAUAAGCUAUUUUGGCCGGAACGGUCAGAGUUUGUGAGGAUGGCAGCUAGAUUUGGAGCCAAAAUAGUACCCUUUGGUGCUGUUGGAGAAGAUGACUGGGGUGACGUAUUAUUUGAUUAUGAAGAUCAGAUGAAAGUUCCUUUCCUGAAGAAGUUUAUAGAUGAAAUAUCAGAUGAAGCUGGAAAUCUGAGGGCUACCAUUGAUGGAGAAGUAGGAAACCAAGCUCUGUACUUCCCAGGAUUUUUACCAAAAUUUCCUGGUCGGUUUUAUUAUCGUUUUGGGAAACCAAUUGAAACAGAAGGGAGGAAGGAGGAAUUACGAGACAGGGAUAAAGCUCAUGAAUUGUAUUUAGAAGUGAAAUCAGAGGUUAAGAAAUGCAUUGCUUAUUUGCAGGAAAAAAGAGAGAGUGAUCCUUACAGAAGCCUUGCGUCUCGGCUACUCUUCCAUGCAAGACAUGGCUUUACAUCUCAAGUUCCCGCAUUUGACAUCGAUUAAUGCAGUGCUCAGAUACAACUAUCAUGAACAAAAAUUGAUUUAUCGACCUCUUCUGUGGGGGGUUAAUGAGAUUAGGACCUCCACCUAAACUAUGUGACCCUCAACAUUGUGGAUUAGUAGUAUUUGACAUUGUAUUUAUACCAACACAGGAGCAAGUGACAUUUUUUUCUCUUU